AUGUUGCUACUCUACAGGACACCCCGACUGUUUCCUAGAAGCUUUGAUCUUACAUGGUCUACAAUAUCCAGAUCUCACAACACCGAACCACCGCCGGCCGCCUCCAUAAGCCCGCACGCACAAGCUGCCAUCUAUGCAUAUUCGCGUGGCAUUUAUCCGGGCUAUAUUGUGUGUGUCUAUUCCUGGAUCGAUGUCCGCUCUGGUGGGGGCGAGGCGGGCAUAGCUGGGAAGGAACGCAUAGCUGAUCCACCUAUUCGGCCCCCACGAAAAAACACCAGACGGAUUACCUAUGGGCACUCUCGAAAAAGAACAACAACCUCCAGCACGCAUACUGCAGCAGACCGGUUGGACUACACACAACGCCUGGUAGGGCGUAGAUGGGUAACAUCUAAAGCGAUGAGGCCUUACUUUGACCUUGCAUCCGCAUAUACCGUGGUGUUACCUCAUAUCAUGCAGUCACGGUCAUCUACCGCCUUACCACUUAUGCUUCUCCAGUGUUAUCCGGGAUGGGAUUUUGGGAAAUGCGCUCGCCAGAACAAGAGAUUUUUCUAG
Messenger RNA from Morchella importuna, 552 nucleotides. RefSeq lists its product as uncharacterized. The transcript has 3 exons. Lineage: Eukaryota; Fungi; Ascomycota; Pezizomycetes; Pezizales; Morchellaceae. Bases 1 to 552 code for a protein of 183 amino acids. The record is from RefSeq and is a predicted model, not a curated record.